AUGUCGCUGUUCAUCCUCACCGAAACCAGCGCCGGUUAUGCCCUGCUGAAGGCCAAGGACAAGAAGCUCUUCAAGCGCGACCAGCUCCCAGAAGAUGCUUCCACCGCCGAAGGUGUUUCAAACCUUUUCAAGUUGAAGUCUUUCCAGAAGUUCGAAAGUGCCGGUGCAGCUGUUGAGGAGGCUGCUGCCAUCAUCGAGGGCAAGGUUACUCCCCGCCUCGCUUCGCUUUUGGAGGGAAUCAAGGAUGAGAAGAAGGUGUCCCUCGCUGUUGCGGACCCUAAGCUCGGAAAUGCCAUUGGCAAGCUGCCCGGUCUCUCUAUUGAGCUGAUCGCCGAUUCUACUACCGCCGAGGCCUUCCGUGCCAUUCGUGAGCACCUCACUUCUCUCAUCCCCAGCCUGGGCCCCAGUGACAUGUCCACUAUGGCCCUUGGUCUGUCUCACUCCCUCGCCCGUCACAAGCUCAAGUUCUCCCCCGAUAAGAUUGAUACCAUGAUCGUCCAGGCCAUCAACCUUUUGGACGAUAUGGACAAGGAGUUGAACACCUACGCUAUGCGUGUGAAGGAAUGGUACGGCUGGCACUUCCCCGAGUUGGCUAAGAUCCUUAACGACAACAUUGCCUACGCCAAGCUCGUCCUGAAGAUGGGCAUGCGCACCAACUGGGAGACCGUUGAUCUCGCUGAGAUCCUGCCAGAGGAGAUUGAGGGUGCCGUCAAGUCCGCUGCUGACCGCUCCAUGGGUACUGAGAUCAGCGAGGAUGAUCUUGAGAACAUUCAGGCUCUCGCCGACCAGGUUGUUUCCCUGUACGACUACCGCGCCCAGCUUGCUAGCUACCUGACCUCCCGCAUGAACGCUAUUGCUCCUAACCUGACUGCUCUUGUCGGUGACCUUGUUGGUGCCCGUCUGAUCGCCCACGCUGGUAGCUUGACCAGCCUUGCCAAGAGCCCUGCCUCUACUCUCCAGAUUCUUGGUGCCGAGAAGGCCCUCUUCCGUGCUCUGAAGACCAAGCACGACACACCUAAGUACGGUCUGAUCUACCACGCCUCUUUGAUCGGCCAGGCCACCGGCCGCAACAAGGGCAAGAUGGCCCGUGUUCUCGCCGCCAAGGCCUCUCUUGGUCUGCGUGUUGAUGCCCUUGGCGAGUGGGAUGACGAUGUCACUGAGGAGGAGAAGGCUGCUCUCGGUACCGAGGCUCGCUUCAACCUUGAGCGUAAGCUUGCCGGUAUGGAGGGCAAGCCCAUGAAGCCCCGUGGUGUGGCCAUUGCUCCCAACGGCACUGCCCAGCCCCAGAAGUUCGACCUGAAGGAGGCCCGCAAAUACAACCCCGAUGCUGAUGCUCUGGAUACUGAGGCUCCCGCCUCCGCCAAGAAGGAGAAGAAGGAUAAGAAGAAGAAGCUUGUCGAGGAGGUUGACUCAGACGAGGAGAUGGAGGAUGCUGACUCUGACUCUGACUCCGAGUCUGAGGACGACUCAAAGUCCGAGCUCGAGAAGCAGGCCGCCAAGGCCGGCCUCAGCGUCAAGCGUUACCAGCGCAAGCUGGAGCGCGGAGAGAUUACCUUUGAUGCCUCUGGUAACCCCACAUCUGUCAGCAAGAAGGACUUGAAGAAGGCUAAGAAGGAGUCCAAGAAGGCUGACAAGGAAGAUGGCAAGAAGCGCAAGCGCUCCGACGAGGGUGAUGAGAAGAAGGAUAAGAAGAAGAAGAAGAGCAAGGGCGAGUAA
Molecule: messenger RNA, 1716 nt
Organism: Penicillium longicatenatum
Lineage: Eukaryota; Fungi; Ascomycota; Eurotiomycetes; Eurotiales; Aspergillaceae
Gene: nop58
Product: RNA-processing protein NOP58
Exons: 3
Coding region: 1-1716 (571 amino acids)
Cellular component (GO): box C/D methylation guide snoRNP complex; small-subunit processome
Molecular function (GO): snoRNA binding
Source: RefSeq, a predicted model, not a curated record